This is a messenger RNA of Phytophthora sojae, 312 nucleotides long. RefSeq lists its product as hypothetical. NCBI's taxonomy places the organism in Eukaryota, Oomycota, Peronosporomycetes, Peronosporales, Peronosporaceae. The transcript has a single exon. The record is from RefSeq and is a predicted model, not a curated record. The annotation marks the transcript as partial.
AUGCUGCGACACCUACGCAUGACUUAUAACUUCAAGUGCAGCGUUAGUGUUGGUGUGGCGAAGCGCGAGUACAUCGGGUUGUACCUCGACGGUGAUUCGUCCAUGAUCGACCACAUCAAGAACACGCGAGGUGUGCUGGACGAGCUGCAGGAGCAACACGUGAUCAUCCCGGACGAAGAGAAAGCCACAAUUUCAUGCAAUGUCUCGGUUGCGUGGAACGGCUUUGUUGGUGUUAUCGAGUCGUGCGGGUUUGAGAAAAUGAUUCAACGGUGCCAGGCUGAAGCCGUCCACCGAGAGCAGCAGAAAUACCGG